CCGGGCUCGCGCUGGCUGAAGGGGCGCGCCUCAGGGCCCGGCACCUCCCAUUCCCCUCCCAAGCGCCGCUCCUCCCUCAGCCCCGGAGCCGGCGGCUGCUGCCGGGAGAGGCCCCUCCUUCUCUCUUGGCUCGAUUCCCUCGCUCGCGGCCGAGAGGAGCCGGCCGACCCACCGGGCUCGCGACCCUCCCCGGGCCAUGGCGGGCAACGUGAAGAAGAGCUCCGGCGCUGGGGGUGGCGGCGGCUCCGGGGGCUCGGGCGCGGGCGGCCUGAUCGGGCUGAUGAAGGACGCCUUCCAGCCGCACCACCACCACCACCACCUCAGCCCGCACCCGCCGGGCACUGUGGACAAGAAGAUGGUGGAGAAGUGCUGGAAGCUCAUGGACAAGGUGGUACGGUUGUGUCAAAACCCAAAGCUGGCUCUCAAGAAUAGUCCACCUUAUAUCUUAGACCUGCUACCUGAUACCUACCAGCAUCUCCGUACUGUCUUGUCAAGAUAUGAAGGGAAGAUGGAGACACUUGGAGAAAAUGAAUAUUUUAGGGUAUUCAUGGAGAAUUUGAUGAAGAAAACCAAGCAGACUAUAAGCCUCUUCAAGGAGGGAAAAGAAAGAAUGUAUGAGGAGAAUUCUCAGCCUAGGCGAAACCUAACUAAACUGUCCCUGAUCUUCAGCCACAUGCUGGCAGAACUGAAAGGCAUCUUCCCAAGUGGACUCUUUCAAGGAGAUACUUUUCGGAUUACUAAAGCAGAUGCUGCAGAAUUUUGGAGAAAAGCUUUUGGGGAAAAGACAAUAGUUCCUUGGAAGAGCUUUAGACAGGCCCUUCAUGAAGUACAUCCCAUCAGUUCUGGGCUGGAGGCCAUGGCUCUGAAGUCCACUAUUGAUCUGACCUGCAAUGAUUAUAUUUCAGUUUUUGAAUUUGAUAUCUUUACACGACUGUUUCAGCCUUGGUCCUCUUUGCUUAGAAAUUGGAAUAGCCUUGCUGUCACCCACCCUGGUUACAUGGCUUUCCUGACAUAUGAUGAAGUGAAAGCGCGGCUCCAGAAAUUCAUUCACAAACCUGGCAGUUACAUCUUCCGGCUGAGCUGUACUCGUCUGGGUCAAUGGGCUAUUGGAUAUGUUACUGCUGAUGGGAACAUUCUGCAGACAAUCCCUCACAACAAACCUCUCUUCCAAGCACUGAUCGAUGGUUUCAGGGAAGGCUUCUAUUUAUUUCCUGAUGGACGAAAUCAGAAUCCUGAUCUGACAGGUUUAUGUGAACCAACACCUCAAGAUCAUAUCAAAGUAACCCAAGAACAAUAUGAAUUAUACUGUGAGAUGGGUUCCACAUUUCAACUAUGUAAAAUAUGUGCUGAAAACGAUAAAGAUGUGAAGAUUGAGCCCUGUGGACACCUCAUGUGCACAUCUUGCCUUACAUCCUGGCAGGAAUCAGAAGGUCAGGGCUGUCCUUUUUGUCGAUGUGAAAUCAAAGGUACUGAGCCCAUUGUGGUAGAUCCAUUUGAUCCUAGAGGCAGUGGCAGCCUAUUAAGACAAAGUGCAGAAGGAGCUCCUUCCCCAAAUUACGAUGAUGAUGAUGAUGAACGGGCUGAUGAUUCUCUAUUCAUGAUGAAGGAGUUGGCAGGUACCAAGGUGGAAAGACCUCCCUCUCCAUUCUCCAUGGCCCCACAAGCUUCCCUUCCUCCAGUACCACCACGACUUGACCUUCUACAACAGCGAGUAUCUGUUCCUCCAACUGCUUCUGUCCUGGGGACUGCUUCCAAGGCUGCUUCUGGUUCCCUUCAUAAGGACAAACCAUUGCCAAUACCCCCCACACUUCGAGAUCUUCCACCGCCACCUCCUCCAGACCGGCCUUACUGUGUUGGAGCAGAAACACGUUCUCAGAGACGCCCCCUGCCUUGUACACCAGGCGAUUGUCCAUCUAGGGAAAAACUGCCUCCUGUCCCCUCUAGCCGCCUUGGGGACUCAUGGUUGCCUCGACCAAUCCCUAAGGUACCAGUAGCUACGCCAAAUGCCAGUGACCCUUGGCCUGGAAGAGAGUUGACCAACCGGCACUCACUUCCAUUUUCAUUGCCCUCACAAAUGGAGUCCAGAAUAGAUGUGCCUAGGCUUGGAAGUACAUUUAGUCUGGAUACCUCCAUGAAUAUGAAUAGCAGCCCAGGAGCAGGUCCAGAGAGUGAGCACCCGAAAAUCAAGCCUUCCUCAUCUGCCAAUGCCAUUUACUCCCUGGCUGCCAGGCCUCUUCCUGUGCCAAAACUGCUACCUGGGGAGCAGGGUGAAAGUGAAGAGGACACAGAAUAUAUGACUCCUUCCUCUCGGCCUCUUGGGGUUCAAAAGCCAGACUCAAAACGGCCUUUGGAGACAUCUCAGAGUUCACGACCAUGUGAUUGUGACCAACAGAUUGAUAGCUACACAUAUGAAGCAAUGUAUAAUAUUCAGUCCCAGGCAACAUCUGUCACAGAGACCAUUACCUUUGGAGAAGGAAAUUUGGUUACAGCUAACACCAGCACUGGUCCUGAGGAAUCCGAAAAUGAGGAUGAUGGCUAUGAUGUCCCUAAGCCUCCUGUGCCGGUUGUGCUGGCUCGCCGAACUCUGUCCGACAUCUCUAAUGCCAGUUCUUCCUUUGGCUGGUUGUCUCUGGAUGGUGACCCUACCACAAACUUCAGUGAGGGUUCUCAAGUUCCUGAGCGACCUCCCAAACCAUUCCCUCGGAGAAUCAACUCUGAACGAAAAGCAAGUAGCUGUCAGCAAGGUGGCGGUGCCACUGCUGCUCCUACCACCACUGCUCCCUCACCACAGCUCUCCAGUGAGAUUGAGAGCCUCAUGAGUCAGGGCUACUCCUACCAGGACAUUCAGAAAGCUUUGGUCAUUGCCCACAACAACAUUGAAAUGGCCAAAAACAUCCUCCGAGAAUUUGUUUCUAUUUCUUCUCCUGCCCAUGUAGCCACCUAGCACAUCUCUCCCUGCCAUGGCUUCAGAGGACCCAUGAGCCGGGCUUUUACUCAAGGAGCACCUAGAAGGGCAGAGACUUCUUUCAGGACGUCACAGCGAGGACCUGCCUUUUCUUUGGGUAUCACACACCCAUGGUUCCAAGAUUUCAAAGCAGUGGAAUGAAAAUGGAGCAGCUAGUGUGUCUCAUUGUUGUAUUGGUCUUGAGAGUGCAUUUGCAGUCCUUCAGUUCCCAUUGGGAGAGAGUGUGGGUGUUUAUUAGUCUACAAGGGAAACAGUACAGAAAGCAGCAGGAGUAUUGUGCUGUAACCCUAGUUAAGGACUUAGGACUUUCUUGGGUUAAGGGUGUGGCAGUGUGUGUCUGUCUGUCUCUGUCUGUGGUUGUAUGUGUCCUGUGAUUAUAAGAUUAUCCUGCUGUGUGUGUUAAUCCCAGGUGGGGAGUUAGCACAAGAGUUUCAGGAAGGAUUCUUUAAAGACUUCCAUCUACUGUGGUAUUGCACCUAUCCCUAGUGUGUGUUACAACCUCAACACUCCCCUUUGGCUUAGAUUAUCAUGUGCUUAGUUAAGUCUUAUAUUUUUAGAACACCCUCUUGUCCUUUCCCCUGGAAACACCUUCUCCCACCAUCUCCUCCUCAUUGGUGUUCUUUGGGCUUGCUAUGAUCAGCCUUACUGAAGCCAAGCAACUUAUAGGAUAUUCUUUAUAGUGUGUGAUGGUGUUUGUUUUGUUUGGUAGAGAUAGGUGGGAAGGAAAGUACUAUUCUGUGGUUAUAGUCAUGAUUGAUAUUAGCAGCUAACACUGGUCACUCUAAAAGUUCUGUUUCUAUAGGAGCAUUGAAUUUGUUAAAAUAAGAUGUUUGAAUUAUUCUAAUUACCUAAUGACUGACUUGAGAUAGAGCCUUCAAAAUAUAUUCCAUGUCCUCCCCAGGAAAUUGUCUGUUGGGAGUCUCUUGCCUUGGUGCCAGGUAUGUGUUGCGAUACAGGUCAUGAGUCUUUCUACCUAACAGGAAUGGAAGAACAUUAGUUUCCAGGAUGGCUUUCUGGCUCAAGUACCAUAGAACUUUUAGGAAGCUUUAGUCAUGUGCUAUUUAGAUACACAGAAUAAACUAUAAGGACUUACUUGUAGUCUUUCUUCCCAGUGAAUUAAUUUCAGCUUAUAAGUUUCUCUCUUUGAAUAAUUCAGAAAUUAUUUCUUUAAGGAAUGGGAAUAACCGCCCACGAUUGCACAGUGUUUGCUGAUGAUUAGCAGCUUUCCUACAUUGGUACCACCCAGGGACUUUGUUUUUUCUUGUGCCUAGAGCUUUGGGAAUAAUGUCUUUUUCUUCUUCCUUACCCUUUUCUUAGGUCCUAAGUGUAAUUACUACGUUAUCCACAGUAAUUAUACAUCAUUCAUAAUAUGGGGCAACAUAGCAGUUUGUAUAAU
This is a messenger RNA of Nannospalax galili (Upper Galilee mountains blind mole rat), 4361 nucleotides long. It is a transcript of the gene Cbl, whose product is annotated as Cbl proto-oncogene. The transcript has 16 exons. NCBI's taxonomy places the organism in Eukaryota, Metazoa, Chordata, Mammalia, Rodentia, Spalacidae. Gene Ontology annotation, cellular component: plasma membrane; membrane raft. The record is from RefSeq and is a predicted model, not a curated record. Gene Ontology annotation, biological process: cell surface receptor signaling pathway; negative regulation of epidermal growth factor-activated receptor activity. Bases 197 to 2944 code for a protein of 915 amino acids. Gene Ontology annotation, molecular function: SH3 domain binding; calcium ion binding; receptor tyrosine kinase binding.